Molecule: messenger RNA, 798 nt
Organism: Chanos chanos (milkfish)
Lineage: Eukaryota; Metazoa; Chordata; Actinopteri; Gonorynchiformes; Chanidae
Product: H-2 class II histocompatibility antigen, E-S beta chain-like
Exons: 6
Coding region: 1-798 (265 amino acids)
Biological process (GO): immune response; antigen processing and presentation
Cellular component (GO): membrane; MHC class II protein complex
Source: RefSeq, a predicted model, not a curated record
AUGGAACACUGCCUGUUAGGGAAAAUGUUCAGGCAAAGUCUCCUAGGCCUACAUCUGUUAGUGUUAAUAUCUGUUUUUUCUGAAACAGAUGGAUAUUACGGUUACCGUACAACGGAGUGCCAUUUCAGAUCCAGGAAUCUGAUACAUGUAGACUACAUUCGCACGUAUAAUUUUAACAAAUUUGAAUAUAUGCGAUUCAACAGUACAGUUGGCGAGUUUGAGGGAUUUAAUUUAUUUGGACAGUUUUAUGCAGAUAUCUUGAACAAUGACACUGUCUACCUGCAGCAGCUGAAAGAUCUAGAAAACAGAUACUGCAGAAACAAUGCUAUAAUUUUCUUCUCAAGUCUUCUUGAGAAAUCAGUACAGCCAGAGGUCCAUGUUAGGACAGUCAAAACGGCCAGUGGCACAAAUCCUGCUGUGCUGAUGUGCAGUGCCUAUGACUUCUACCCUAAACAAAUCACAUUGACCUGGUUAAAGGAUGGUGAAGAAGUGACCUCUAAUGUAACCACCACAGAGCUGGCUAAUGGAGACUGGUACUACCAGAUCCAUUCCCAGCUGGAGUACAUCCCCAAAUCAGGAGAGAACAUCUCAUGUAUGGUUGAGCAUGCCAGCUUCAAUGAGACUAUGAUAUAUGACUUGGAGCCGGAGCCUAAGCUUGAAUCUAAGCCUGAAUUGUUGGAGACGGUUAAGUUUGCCGUUGGAGUUUCUGGAUUUGGUCUUGGGGUGAUUCUAGCAGUCACUGGAUUGAUCUACUACAAGACAACAAGGGCCACAGGAAUGGUAGAGGUCGUAACUUAA